Molecule: messenger RNA, 1656 nt
Organism: Ilex paraguariensis (yerba mate)
Lineage: Eukaryota; Viridiplantae; Streptophyta; Magnoliopsida; Aquifoliales; Aquifoliaceae
Source: the annotation of a GenBank genome assembly
AUGGGGUGUUGUGAAUCGUCUUUCUUGAAUGAACCUCUUUCAGAGAAGGAACAACGCUGCGGCCAGACCCAUUCGCAUCCGUCAAAUGGUGCAGCUACUGGUGGCGCCGCCGGAGGAGACGAAGUCCCUGGCGGUGUACCGGCCUUCUCCGAGUUUUCACUUGCCGAUCUUAAAGCGGCUACCAACAACUUCAGCUCCGACUUCAUUGUCAAUGAGAGCGGCGAAAAAGCCCCAAACACGGUCUACAAGGGGCGUCUACAGAAUCGCAGGUGGAUCGCUGUCAAAAAAUUUUCUAAAAUGGCCUGGCCUGAUCCUAAACAGUUCGCGGAUGAAGCAUGGGGGGUUGGGAAGCUGAGACAUAAGAGGCUUGCGAAUUUGAUUGGAUAUUGCUCUGACGGUGAUGAGAGGUUGCUUGUUGCUGAUUAUAUGCCCAAUGAUACACUCGUGAAACAUCUAUUCCACUGGGAGAAUCAAACCAUCGAGUGGGCUAUGCGUUUAAGAGUUGCUUUGUAUAUUGCAGAAGCAUUGGAUUAUUGUAGAACUGAAGGUCGUCCAUUGUAUCAUGAUUUGAAUGCUUACAGGGUUCUCUUCGAUGAGAAUGGUGAUCCUAGGCUUUCAUGUUUUGGCUUGAUGAAAAAUAGCAGGGAUGGCAAAAGUUAUAGCACAAAUCUUGCAUAUACACCUCCUGAGUAUUUAAGAAAUGGGGAGAAUCAAACCAUCGAGUGGGCUAUGCGUUUAAGAGUUGCUUUGUAUAUUGCAGAAGCAUUGGAUUAUUGUAGAACUGAAGGUCGUCCAUUGUAUCAUGAUUUGAAUGCUUACAGGGUUCUCUUCGAUGAGAAUGGUGAUCCUAGGCUUUCAUGUUUUGGCUUGAUGAAAAAUAGCAGGGAUGGCAAAAGUUAUAGCACAAAUCUUGCAUAUACACCUCCUGAGUAUUUAAGAAAUGGGAGGGUUACUCCGGAAAGUGUUAGCUUCAGUUUUGGUACCGUCCUUUUGGAUCUUCUAAGUGGAAAGCAUAUCCCUCCAGGCCAUCACCAUUUCCCAAGUCACUGGGAAUAUGUCUUGCAUUCAGGCUCUUCUUGUUCCUUGGCACCUUCAGUUUACCUAAAGGAGCUAGGGAAGAUGGUUCCAUCUUAUGUGAUGCUGGGGAUUCCAAAGCAUGAGGAAGCACCACCUACUCCACAACAUCAUCUUUCUGCAAUGGGUGAUGCCUGUUCCCGAAUGGACCUAACUGCUAUCCAUCAGAUUUUGGUGAGGACACACUACAAAGAGGACGAGGGAACCAAUGAGUUAUCUUUCCAAGAGUGGACACAGCAAAUGAGAGAUAUGUUGGAGGCAAGGAAACGUGGGGACUUGGCAUUUCGUGAUAAAGACUUUAAAAUUGCCAUUGAUUGUUACUCUCAGUUUUUGGAUGUGGGCACCAUGGUUUCGCCAACUGUUUAUGCACGGCGUAGUCUCUGUCAUCUCAUGUGUGAUCAACCAGAUGCUGCUCUCCGAGACGCAAUGCAAGCACAAUGUGUCUAUCCAGAUUGGUCCACUGCGUUUUAUAUGCAGGCAGUUGCUCUUUCCAAGCUAGACAUGCACCAGGAUGCAACUGAUAUGUUGAAUGAUGCUGGUGCACUAGAAAAGAAGAGGCAACGAGGUGGGAGAGGACCAUGA